AUGUUGUGUGUGAUACUUCAGCUUCAACAGUAUGUACGCGAAUUUUCGCGAAAGGAGAUUGCUCCCAACGCAGCUCGCUGGGACAAGGAUAAUUCUUUCCCAAAACACCUUCUGCCGCUGAUGGGCAGUUGCGGGCUUCUUGGGCCAACAGCACCAACGGAGCACGGUGGUCUCGGGCUUGAUUUUCUCUCUCAUGUCAUUAUUAUGGAGGAGAUUUCUCGCGCGUCAGCUGGGAUCGGGCUUUCGUACGGGGCACACUCGAAUCUCUGCAUAAACCAGAUUUCCAGAUGGGGUACGACGGAUCAGCAUCAAAGGUUUCUUCCUCCGCUGCUUCGUGGCCAUGCUGUGGGUGCUCUGGCGAUGUCUGAGCCCGAAGCCGGAAGCGAUGUCCUGGGAAUGCGAAGCCAAUCUCGUCCUAACGAGGAUGGAUCCUAUACGGUAAGAGGAUCGAAAAGCUGGAUUACAAACGGCACUUGUGCCGACGUAAUCAUCGUGUACGCCAAGGAUACGACAUUACGGGAAGGCCAGGGCGGCACAAGCACAGGCAGUGGUCCAGCGAGAAAAGUUACCGCUUUCAUUCUUGAAAAGGGAAUGAGCGGGCUCACGAGAGGGAAAAAGCUCGACAAGCUCGGUAUGCGCUGCAGUGAAACAUGCGAGCUCUAUUUUGAUGACGUCCGCGUUCCUCCGGAGAACAUCCUCGGAUCGCCGGGUGAUGGAGCGAAAGUUCUGAUGUCGGGACUUGAUUCAGAGCGUCUAGUCCUCGCUGCAGGGCCCCUCGGAAUAAUGGCGGCGUGCGUGGAUGCAAUUUUGCCGUACAUCAACAGCCGCCGGCAAUUCAAUCAGCCUGUGGCGGAUUUUCAGCUGAUGCAAGGAAAACUGGCGGAUGUCUACUGCACAUUCAUCUCGCAUCGGGCGUUCCUAUACAGCGUCGCGCGCGCUUAUUCAAAAGGAGAUGCCGGUCGAACUGAUUGCGCCGCUGUCAUCUUGUCCUGCGCGGAGAAGGCUACCUUGAUGGCCCUUGACGCUAUUCAGAUGCUCGGCGGUAACGGAUAUACAAAUGAAUAUCCCGUGGCCCGUCUUCUCCGUGACAGCAAACUCUACGAAAUUGGAGCAGGCACCUCUGAAAUUCGGCGUCUGCUCAUCGCGCGAGAACUGAACUCUCGAUUCCGGUCCGGGAUUCUCGACUGGGACUUUUGA
Messenger RNA from Besnoitia besnoiti, 1197 nucleotides. Its product is annotated as isovaleryl-CoA dehydrogenase. The transcript is spliced from 16 exons. The record is from RefSeq and is a predicted model, not a curated record. Gene Ontology annotation, molecular function: 3-methylbutanoyl-CoA dehydrogenase activity; flavin adenine dinucleotide binding. NCBI's taxonomy places the organism in Eukaryota, Apicomplexa, Conoidasida, Eucoccidiorida, Sarcocystidae. The coding region runs from base 1 to 1197 and encodes 398 amino acids. Gene Ontology annotation, biological process: L-leucine catabolic process.